AUGUUUAGCCAUUUGCUGUCGUUUGUGCUUGGCGGAAUAACAAUCCCAUUGGGGGCUUUGUAUCUUUUGGCAAAUGCGGAUUUCGGCAGCAAUGACGCCGACAACGAAGUCGAGGAGACCCGCGAGGUAGUCACAAAGUGGGAUCGAAGCCCGCUUUUGGACUUUGCCAAGUAUGGCCGCGGUCUGACCCUCGUUUCAACCUACGUUUUUCUGUCCGAAACUUAUAUAGGCGACCAGGAGAGUGGCGAGGAGUCGACUGCAUCGCCCCAGCCUGCGGCCGGCAGUGGAUCUGCGCAAUCGUCGCUUAAAAAGCUCAAGACCAAGCAGUCGCGAGACGACCUGAAAUCGACCGCUUCCUCGCAACCCAAGGUCAUCUCCAAAUUACCCAAGUACUGGGCAGAGGUGCGAGACGGCCAUCUCCAUCUUUACUCGACCCGCAAUCCGGAAAAGCGUCGUCAAAUUAAGGUUAUUGCGCUGUGUGACUAUGUCGUUUCUUUAUGGCCUCUAGGCGUCGAAGAUUUCGAGCUGUUCUACUCUAGAAUGGCAGUUUGCCUUAUAUCACGCCAUAGCAACGACGGGUUGACUUCUCUUGAUCUCAACCCGGGCGAGGUCCCCAGGGACGCAUUGUUCUUUUACGUUGAAAACCCAACCGUUAAAGAAGAUUUGUAUUUUGCUUUGCUUCAAGAGAGCCGAACCAAAGAAACAGAUUUCAGUCUAGGUCCUCGUGAUCCGUUGGCAAUGGCCCAGCCGCUCAGAGCAACCGACGAAGAAUGGAUGGAGCUGAUGAAUCAGGUGUAUACGCGGUCGGAUUCGAUGCAAUAUAUGUGGCUCAAUGCCAUUCUAGGCCGCCUGUUUUUGGGAGUAAAGGACUCCAAACUAGUUGAGCAAUACUGGCAUGACAAGAUCGCCGAGAAGCUCAAUCGAGUCAAUUCGAGCUAUUUCAAGGAAAUCAUAGUCAAAGACGUGAACUGUGGUAAGACUAUGCCGUAUGUUACCGAUGUCAAGCUCCGCAGUUUGACCCCCGAUGGCGAGCUGCUGCUUGAUUUUGGAAUCGACUAUGAUGGUGGAUUCCGGGUCAAAAUUGCUACUCAGCCAGACAUUCAGUGGCUGUCUAAUUUGCUGAUUGAAAUCUCUGUUAAACUUCGUCAGCUCAAAGGCCGAAUGGUUGUUCGAGUCAAGCCGCCGCCGUCAAGCCGUAUAUGGUAUGCUUUCGAAAGCAUGCCGGAAAUGGACCUGCUCAUUGAACCAGUUGUUUCCCAAUCACGCAUGAACUACUCCAUUGUUACGAAGACCAUGAGUAAAUUGCUGCAGGACGUGGUCAAAGAAACCAUGGUCAUGCCAGUUAUGGAUGAUAUUUCGUUCUACGACACAAGUGGGGAAUUUUACCGAGGCGGUAUUUGGGACCACCGCAAGCGGGGCACAAACCAUGACUGGCGAGAGGGAUUCAAAAGUGAGCAGAAAUCACCCGAACAGGCAACUCACUCCCGUCAGUCCAGCACGGAUAGCACGAGGUCAGACACCCGGGUCACAUCAGCGGCAACUUCAGUCGACGAUGAAAAACAAACGGUGCGCAAUCGCUGGGGGUUUAUGAAAAAACCUAGCAAAGCAGACACGCCCUCUGGACCAUCCAUCGUCGAGGCCACGCCCACCCUAGGUGUUACUGCUGCCACGGUCUCUGCCCAGCAGCCCACUGAGCCAGCAAGCGCGGCCAUGUCGAUCCCACAAAGCGGGGGGAUCAAACCACCACUGGCGGUCUCGUCGUCCCCCGCCACAGCAUCUAUCAGCACCUCUGCCGUCACAGCCAGGCCCCAGAGCUUUGAGUGGUCCAGCGGGUCUCCGCCCGGCGCGGACUCAGCGUCGUCCAACGUCUCCAUCAAGAGCGGAAUGUCUGUAAACGCAUCGUUGCCGCCGUUGCCGCCCAAGAAACGAACAGGAGCGAAGCUCACCAGCGUUGCCCCGGAAUCCGAGAGGUUUAAUCAGUGA
Messenger RNA from Wickerhamiella sorbophila, 1983 nucleotides. RefSeq lists its product as hypothetical. The transcript has a single exon. The record is from RefSeq and is a predicted model, not a curated record. The coding region runs from base 1 to 1983 and encodes 660 amino acids. Gene Ontology annotation, biological process: phospholipid transport. Lineage: Eukaryota; Fungi; Ascomycota; Dipodascomycetes; Dipodascales; Trichomonascaceae. Gene Ontology annotation, cellular component: endoplasmic reticulum; ERMES complex. Gene Ontology annotation, molecular function: lipid binding.